GACAGUUCUAGUGUGCAGAAAUUUAAGUAAACAAUAAACAAUCCGAGCUUUGCUCAGAAAAUGCUGCGUCUUCAAUAUUUUUAAUAAAACUGAACCAGCCAGUAAUAAUUCGCAUAGUUUUGUGGAAUCCAUAACCGGUUUUGUGGUGGCCGUUGCAUGUGUGCAGUGCAGAACCAUCUUAGUUUGCUCCGCUUUUCACAAUGAACAUAAACGUAUCGGAUCUGACGGAUAUUGCCCUGCAGAUCAUGGGCUACAAGAUGUACGAUCGAAACGGCAUACCGAUCGAUUCGCUGGACGCCAUGAUCGUAAAAUAUCAGCCCGACAAAGACAACCCGUCGGCGGGUAAGGGGAAAGGUACGAAGCGAAAACCAUCCAACACGCCGACACCAUCGCAGGACCACUUCAUGAUACAGUUCGGUCUGCCCGAUUUUAAAACCGUACUAGAUAAUCCGAAACAGUACGUUGAGUUCCAGAUGACAACGUUCGCCCAACAGCAGCAGGAACGUUUGGUAACGAUGCGUACGGAGGAUGACAUCCUCAAAUCGUCGCUCAAAUCCUUGCGAACGGCAAUUGGGAUACAGGUCGCAAAGGAAAAGUCAGCUUUAAAGUACAAAAUGAACAAGAUUUUCACCACCAUGAUGCAAGCGGAUGAUGCGGAACUGAUGUCACGUACCAAAUACGAUGUGCACGUAGGGCAACAUGUUCUGCUCAAGCAAGGGAUACUGUUGCGCGAGUUCAACAUGCUGCUGCAGCUGCUGAAACGCAUCAUGGAGGAUUUGUCCGACAAUUAUGCCCAUUACGACUUUGCCUUUUAUUUGCUGCAGAAGCUGUACGAACAAAUUAAAACACCGGACAUUCCUGUACACGCGUAAUUGACCACUGCAUGCACAUCCUGUCGAUCCGGUCCUGGCUCGGUGUCCAAAGGUCUAGCAGAAGAGUAAACGGAUGCGGCUCUGAGGACCCCUGGUUGGUCUGUAACUACUACCGUUCGUGAUUAUCGCUAGGAUUAAUAAACGCUACAUCCCUUACUCGCUCUCUCUCACACACAUA
Messenger RNA from Anopheles funestus (African malaria mosquito), 1050 nucleotides. RefSeq lists its product as uncharacterized. The record is from RefSeq and is a predicted model, not a curated record. The coding region runs from base 201 to 872 and encodes 223 amino acids. The transcript has 3 exons. NCBI's taxonomy places the organism in Eukaryota, Metazoa, Arthropoda, Insecta, Diptera, Culicidae.